AUGGAGCUUAGUCUGUACGGCUCGCAGAUUAACCUAGCAACGCGUGAACGAACCACCCCCACCUUCAGUCAUCAACCCCCGGUGGGAACGAGCCAGCACCAUUACCGGCCCAGUUCGGCCUUGUACAGUCGACCCUUUUCGGCGCAAGUGCGCCGUCCCCUAUCGGCGGACAGUCAAAUCGAACGCAAAGCACCCGCAGCCGGUUUCAAUCUAUCGAAACGUAGCACAUCGUCGUCCAGCUUGCUAAAAUCCCUUCUGGCCGAACCGAUCUCACGCUACUGGGGCUCGAAAACCCUGACCGGAGGAGGCAGCGGUCAGCACCGGUCAACGAAGCAGCAGAUGCCCACCAAGGUCAAGAGCAAAAAGCGAAGCAGUGUGGUGGCUAAGAAAAAGAUUGUCGAUUGUAGUUCGGAAGAGGAAAGCAGCAUGGAUGAAGAUACGCAGGAAUCGAACAAUGAGACGGAGUUGGAGAAUAUUUGGUCGAGAGGAGACAAGCUAAGGAUUAAUCCGGGGGUUAAUAAAAAGCCUCCACUUCCGAGGAGGGUUGCGCGUAAAACAGUUUCGAAAAAAGCUAGUAAUCUUGGUAUGGCUGGGAAAGACGUGGUGCAGAAAGUGGAUAAGAAGAUUGAUCUGCCGGGGAGAGUGUCGUUCAGUUCUAAUGAUCCGUACGAGAUAGACUACAGUGAUUACGACGAUAAUGAGUUUGCCGUUGUGGUGAAAUCGGAUCAACUCAAAAAUUCGGGUUCCGUUUAUGAUGAACGAAAUUUUCAAGAGUCUGCUUUUGAAGCUCCUUCCAAAACUAGAUUUAAUAGUUCAGUUAAAUUUGAGGAUGAUUUGGCCAGUUCAGCUUACGAGACUAAGGAGGAAAAGACUGAUAAAAUCGUUAAAUUUGGUUCAACUCCAGAGUCGUUUGGAGAAGAAGACGAUUCUAACAAGAUUAUAGAAGACUACAAAAAGGAAAUUGAAGACAUUAAUCGUCGGCGGGAGAUGGAGCUGAAGUUAGUGCAGGCGGAGGGUGCUAGCCGUUAUGAUCCGAAACAGUACACGAUGGUUGAAGUUACGGAAACGUACGUGGAAGAGACUUACCGGAUUGCUGCCAGUUGUACCUCGGCCACGGAUGAUACGGAAAACGAAAAUGAGAGCCCGCGAUGUGGAGCCAGAGGAGGGAAGAAAGACGUCAUCAAUGAGUAUUACGAAUGUAUCAACGAGAUUAUUGACCAGCAGAAAGAUAAAACUAAACAUGACAGUAAAGAGGAUUGUUUAAAUUUAAAUCUCAACAACGAAACAAAACCACUUUUGAUGGAUAAGAAUCUUCAGGCUGGAAAAUCCACCACCAAAGAGGUUGUUUCGGCAGAUAAGAACAAAUUGGACAGUUCUUCGAAUGCUAUAAUCAAAAAUUAUUUUAAGGUUAAAGAGCAAAACUUUAACGACUUAAAGUCGAAUAAAACAAGUCAGAAAAACAACGUGCUGGCCAGUAAAAAGAACGGAAAACCAACGGUGGAUAAGUCCAAAUCUGCCGAAGGACAAAAAUCCAUUCUUCGGAAUCCGAAGAAGAACAACUCAUCCGGCAAAUAUUCGACCUCACUCAGCCGCCAGGACAGUAACAUAUCCGAGUUUCAGAUGGACAAAGUGGUAAGUUGGAUGUCCUGCAACGAGGACACAUUCCCGAAGUUAGUUCCGACUUUCGAUGGGGCUGUGCAGGAACUGGGCGCAGCCAAAGAUCGAAGUUUGGCGAUUUUGACGACGAGCGACGGCGAAGCAAGCAAAGCGACAACGCAACUGAUAGCGACCGAUGAUGAGUCGAACUUCAACUUCGAUCCCGGCCGACGGGAAGCGGCCGGUAGUCAGCAGAGCAAUUACGACGAUGAAUCGCUGCUGGCUAACGAAAUCACGAAGUCCGACUUUCAAGCACUGAAGACGGAAGUCGAAUAUCGAUUGAGUAAUAUUUUGGAUUCCCGUGACUCGCCGGAUAGCUCCGGAGCUCUGCAGCAUCAUCACGACAACAACGAUAAGGAUAAGGUGAAAGAUCUAUUCUCCUAUCUGGAUCAGGUGGACCUGAAAUGUGAAAAGACACUGAAAACAAUGGCCCCCUCGGAAUCGGACCGUUCGGAGUUUGAGUUUGCCGCAGAACCAGACUAUAUGGAGACGAUUCCCAAAAUGAACGACCUACUGGAAAUACCGAUCCAUCAACUGGCUAGACGGGUAAUCAAACUGUCGCUGCGGGCCAACGAACUCAGCAACGCGAUGGCCCUCUCGAAGGACCAUCUGGUGAAUCUGAAAGCGGACAAGAUGAAGGCAGUGCGAGCGGAAAAGGCUGCCUUCGGCAGCAAGAUGAAAGAACAGAAGAAACACUACGAGGACAUUAUCGGUCGCCAUCAGGAGUUUAUCGAUCAACUGAUCAAGGAUAAGUCCGGUCUGUGCGAUAAGGUAACCCAGCUGACGAGGAGAAUCGAAUCGCAGAACCAGAGCUGGGAGCAUCGGUUGAAGACGGAGCUCGAGAGGGCAAAGGAUACUGCCCUGGCAGCGGAAAAGAUUCGCCGCGAGAAGUGGGUCAGGGAGAACACCAAGAAAAUAAAGGAACUGACCGUUAAGGGAUUGGAGCUGGAAAUCAACAAGAUGACGGCAACCCACCAGAAAGAGCUGGCCGAACUGAAGCGACAGCAUAAGGACGAACUGAUGGCUGCGGUUUCGGAGUUGAAAUUGCAGUACGAACAAAAGGAAGCUGACAUCAAACAAAGUUUGCAGAAGGAGCGGGAUGCUUUCAUCGAACGGGAAAGGCAAACGCUGCUGGAUCGUUUCGACAAACAAGUUAGUGAGGAACGAUCGAUUUUCGAACAGCAACGUCAGCACCUGCUGAGCGAGUUCGACAUCGAAAAGGAUCGUAACCUGAAGGAGCUCAAAAACCGCAACCAAUACUUUGAGACGCAGCUUCAGGAGCUGAAAUGCGACAACACCAAAAACUUGGAGUUCGCUCGGAAAGAGUACGUGCAAAUGCUGAAGGAUCGGGAGAACAAACACAAGGAGGAGUUAGCAAAAUUGCAAAAUCAGCUUGAAGCUGAUUUUGCAAUUUGGCGCAAAAAGCACGAAGAGACUGCCAAAAAUGCCAUGGAAGAACGGGAGAAUGUAGUCCGGCAGCAGCUCCGAGCGGAGCGAGAUCAACAGAUCGACCGGAUAGUCGCUAAGGUUGAUGCUGAGACGCAAAAAUAUCAGCAGGAGUUUGAUGCCAAAAUGAAUCGUCUUAAGGAAAAGCAUCAGGUGGAAAUGCACGAGCAGGAAGCGAACGAAGCGCUGCUCAAGCAGCGCUAUCAGGACACCCGCGCUCAGCUGGCGGAGGGUGAAGCCACAAUACAGAAUAUGAAAUCUUCGGCGAAACAGCUCGAGCUGCAGCUGAACCACUCGAAAAAGCUCUGCGAUGAAUUGCUGCGCGAGAAGGAAUCCAUGAAGGCAGAAGCGCGCAAGGAGGUUCAGAAGGAUCUGGUCAGCAUGCAACAGGAGCGUGAACGGGAAAUUGAACGGAUCUACUGCAGAGUGCAACAGGCCAUCGACAAGAAGGACGCCACCAUCAGUAGUUUGCAGAAAGAGGUCAAUUCUCUGAAGGAACGAUGCUUGAAACAGGAUGCCAUUAUUCGCCAGCAGCGAAUCGAUUACUGCAUAAAAUAG
This is a messenger RNA of Sabethes cyaneus, 3660 nucleotides long. It is a transcript of the gene dila, whose product is annotated as centrosomal protein of 131 kDa. The coding region runs from base 1 to 3660 and encodes 1219 amino acids. Gene Ontology annotation, biological process: cilium assembly; intraciliary transport involved in cilium assembly; regulation of centrosome duplication. The record is from RefSeq and is a predicted model, not a curated record. The transcript has 7 exons. Lineage: Eukaryota; Metazoa; Arthropoda; Insecta; Diptera; Culicidae. Gene Ontology annotation, cellular component: centriolar satellite.